This is a messenger RNA of Pieris macdunnoughi, 1464 nucleotides long. NCBI's taxonomy places the organism in Eukaryota, Metazoa, Arthropoda, Insecta, Lepidoptera, Pieridae. The record is from the annotation of a GenBank genome assembly.
AUGUCUAACUGUGAAGUGAAUAAUGAGAAAUCUUGGAGUUACGGAGACGCGUUUGAGAUAAUUGGUCAUGGCCGAUACAACUAUAAAGUGCUAGCGGUAUGCAGUUUGAUAUCAGUAGCGGUGGCCUUUGAAAUGUUUGGCUUUGCAAUCACCGUAGCUGCUGCUACCUGUGAUCUGGAUCUUACCAUCAGCCAGAUUGGUCUUCUAGCUAGUUCACCGUUUGCAGGCUUACUCUUUGCAUACCCAUGGGGCUACUAUGCUGACACACGAGGAAGGAAAAGCGCCUUGCUGCUCUCCACUUCAAUUGGAUUUAUUUUUGGACUCCUAGGGAGUUUCUCAGUCAAUUGGCAGAUGAUGCUAGCGUUCAAGAUUAUUGGGUGUAGCUUCUCUACUGCAUCAUUCACGCUUACAAUGACAUACCUCGGAGAGUGUACCAGAGACAGGAAUAGAGGACAAUAUAUCUUCAUAAUGAUGAGCAUGAAUUUAGCAAGUGAAAUGCUGUCUUAUGGUCUAGCCUACAUCAUUCUACCUUUGACAUUUGCGUGCCCUAUACCCUUGUUAUCUAUUACAUUCAACUCUUGGCGUCUUUUCUCGAUGGUUCUGUGUAUUCCACUUGGUUUCGGCGCCAUUUUCAUGUGGACCCUGCAAGAGAGCCCUAAAUUCUUAGCAGACAGAGGAGACGGAGAUGAAGCUUUACAGGUCCUGAAGACGAUGUUUGUGGCGAAUGGGAAUCAAGAACACGAAUUUCCGGUUAAGUCGCUACAGUCAACGGUCAGCGUCGCCAAAGAAAUUUCCUGUUGUGUUACACUUGGGCAACAAAUAGGCCAACUGUUUAAGCCACCAUUAUUAUGGAGGACAUUGCAGCUGUUCUAUUUAUUGUCACUUACUUGUUCUAUAAACAACACUAUUGUGAUGUGGUUCCCAACGAUGCUAGAUAUUGUUUUCAAAUCGUUUUCAUCAGAUGGAGCGGAGGUUUCAUUCUGUGAAAGUAUAACGGAGGACUCUGUUUCGCAUAGAAACUCUAAUGCACCCUGCACUGGAACAUUAUCUGAAGAAACAAUUUUUUCUGGUAUUAUUGCAAGUUUAUUUUUCGUAGUAGUGAACCUUUGUGUUGCGAAAUUGGCGACGUGGCGACGCCAGAUUUUGAUGGGCUCUCUUUUUAUUGCUGGAGUCAGUUGUGUUAUGAUAAUAGUAUUGAGACAGCCCAUAGCAAGCAUAAUAUUCUUCACAUUGGCUCAAAUAACUGCCAUUGGGAUCGGGAGCAUCGCAUCUUAUUUCGUCGACUUAUAUCCCACAUCCUGCAGAGGUCUUGCACCAAGCUUGGGCUUCAUGUUAGGUCGUUUCGUAUCUCUAACGGCUGUAAUAUUAAUCGGAGGAACUAUCGUGAACCAUUGCAACGCUAUUUUCUAUACUUCUGCUACGUUGGCUUUUUCUGGCGCGGCCGUUGCGUUAUUACUUCCUUAG